AUGGCGACGUCUGGCUGCGGUGACGUGUGUUCGUUCCGCGUGCGCGACCGCGCGCCGGGCCGCUUCUACCCGCUCAUGCGGCGCAACAUCCAGUGUCCGGACGUGAUGCGGCGCAUGCGGCAGAUAGCGCCCGGCGCCUUCUACCCGCCGCCUCGCUUCCUGCCGACGUCACUCAUGGACGAGAUGACUCAUCACGGCCAACUCCCGCUACGCGACGUCAACUUCCUCCCCGACAACGACCGCCGGCCGCGAGAGGGCGCUCUGGUCGUGUCCGAGCAGAUGCUGGGAGAGCUGACCGAGCGGGUGUGGCGGGGAGUUCCCAUCAUGCAAGGCGCGCCCGUCGGCGCGGAGAUGACGCUCCGUCGCGUGCUGCGCGGACACAGGCGCCACCUGGAGGGCGCUGUCGUCUUCACGCUCGGGCAGAAGAACCCGUGGGUGGAGGCGAUCCUGCUCGCGAUGAACCCGCGUCACGUGGUCAGCGUGGAGUACCAGCUCCCGCUGCACGAGAUCGCCACCGAGCACGCGCAGAUAUCCGGCCGCUCGCCGGCGGCCGCCGCGGCCGAGUGGACACUGGCCGGAGACGCGGGGACGUACAACGUCGGCGUCGCCUUCUUCACCGUCGGCCAGCUCGGCCUGGGUCGCUACGGCGAGCAGCUGAACCCGUGGGCGGACUUCGAGGCGAUGGCGCAAGCGUGGUGCGUGACUAGGACGGGUGGACUGUUCGUGCUGGCCGUGUAUUACGAGCAGAACGAUGAAUACCUCGUGUGGAACGCCAACCGUAUCUACAGCGCCAAGCUGGCGCAGUAUCUCACCGCCAACUGGGAGGUGGUCGACGUGAAGAGGUCCGACGGGGAGCUGGGCGUCGUGCAGAGGCCCGGAUGGGCGAUGUGGGUUCUGAAAAAGCCGUGA
This is a messenger RNA of Priapulus caudatus, 909 nucleotides long. RefSeq lists its product as uncharacterized. NCBI's taxonomy places the organism in Eukaryota, Metazoa, Priapulida, Priapulimorpha, Priapulimorphida, Priapulidae. The transcript has a single exon. Bases 1 to 909 code for a protein of 302 amino acids. The record is from RefSeq and is a predicted model, not a curated record.